CCCACGUGUAACGCGUGGUGUUGAGAAAUUUGCUAGACGUCUAGUUAUCUUUUUUAAUUUUCUUACCAAACGACGACUUUGAGGUUGAUAGCUAGACACCUUUUUUAAAAACCCGGUCUUUCCAGAAUGGCAGAGGUAGUACAAGAAAAGAGUGGCGGUCUGUCCUUUGCUGAGCGUCAGCUUGUUCGCCACGGCUGGGAGCGAGGGAAAGGCCUAGGAAGAGAUGAGAGUGGCAUCAGCGAGGCAAUCAAAGUCAAAGUGAAAUGCGACAAAGGAGGGGUUGGCCAUAAGGAAAGUGAGCAGUUCACAUUUCACUGGUGGGACCAUGUGUUUAACAAGGCCUCUGCCAACUUGGCUGUGGAGUCAGGACAGGAUGGUGUGCUUGUGAGGAAAAUAGAGGGAACAGAGGCGAGAACGAUCUCGAACAAGAAGCCGCGUAAGGCCACGUCGAACAAGUCGGUGCUGUACGGAUGCUUUGUCAAGUCUGCCACUCUCCUCUCAGGGCAGGAGCAGCCUGAAUGCGAAUCGUCCUGCUCGGAGGACCGUAGCUGCUCUGAGGAUGAGGAGAAUCUGGACCUGUCCAGCACCGCUAAGUUAUCCGAUGCAGAACUGAUGAAAGCCUGCGGAGGGCGCACCGCACAUAAAGGUGCCAGACAUGGCCUUACAAUGAGGGCCAAACUAGCCAGACUGGAGCAGCAGGAGCAGGAAUUUAUGGCAAAGUACGGCAUGAAGACAUCCGGGAGCCCACCUCGGACCGGAGCUGCCACACCCACCCCCUUGCCAAGUUUGGCACCCAACCACGGACCGGCUGGCAAGACCAAACGCAAGAAAGCAAGGAAAAACAAGGAGCAGGGCUCCAGUGAACCCCCUGAGAGAGGCUCCCACCUUUCCCCGCCACAUCACGACGAUGAGGUGUCAAAGAAGCAAAAGAAACGCUCCAAACAGAAUGCAGCUCCAGACUCCGCAGACGUGCCAGGUGCUCUUGUGGACAAUAAGGAGAUGCCCUAUACCAAGCUGAAGGGAAAGAAACGGAGGAAACAUUUAGAAAAGAUCACGGAGCCUGGAGACGGGAAGGAUGGCUAUAGCAGCCUGGUGCUGGAUGAGGACCAUACAUGGAGCACGCAGCAGAACAAGAGGAUCACAGCAGCCAAGCCACACGGGGUCGCUGCAGAUCACCUGGAAGGUGCCGGUGUCCUCAAGAAGGAGAGAGAAAAGAAGCAUUUUGAGCAAAUGGCUGAAGAAGCCCUUAAAGAGAACAGUUUGGUGGUCAGUGAGUGUUAUGUACAGGCACAACAGGAAGAGGGCAGUGUUGCACUUCAGCCAGCGCAUGGCAUUGUCUCCAGGAAGAAGAAAAGGAAAUCUUGCAAGCCCAAGAAACUGGAGCCCUUAGCCACAGAACUCGGCACCCUCCACAGUUGGGAGGCUAGCAGUAAUGAGGCAAGUAACAAAAUUGAGAAUGUGGAAACAGCUGCUUGUGGGACAGAGAAAUCUGAUCGUAGGAAGAGAAAACGAGGCAGAGGGGGGGAGCAGUAGAGCAGAAUUCUGAUCGGGUCAGAACAACCAGUGGAGAAGAAGAAGAAAGAGAAGGCGGCUGCCAAGUAAUGGUGUGUAAAGUAAUGUUAGAAAGCUGCAACUCAGAGGAACAGUGAACGAGACGAGAGAUGAUAUUGGAACGUCACUGGCCAAAUGAAGGGGUGUAUUUAAAUGCUGCUGGCCAGAUUUGAGCUUUCCGCAUUGAAUUUGUGCAUUCUUAAACGUGUGACAACUCAUGACUUGUCAUGAACUGAGAAAUAAUAAUCUGUUACAUUGAUGCUUUAAUUGUUUGUAUUACAAUACUACAUUUCAGGUGUGUUUGAGAAAAACAGCAGAUCUCUGCAGAAUGUUGAAUUUUCCCAUUGGUUUUGUAUUUUCUCUUAGAAUUCACUAUUUCAGACUGCCCUUAGACUGACUGCUCUCUGUUUGGUUAUGAAAUGUACUGAAUUGUCACCUAUAGGUGUUAUUUUUAGCCAUUAUACUUACAUGAACUUAUGUAUUCAAUAUACAUACAUUUUUGAAGAAAAUUCUUUUGAUGUGGGGCUCUAUAAAUUGUAUUAACCUAUUAGCCCUUUUUAAAAUUGUUCACAAAUGAACAAAAGUGUAAACAAAGCACAUUAGAUCCUUUAUUUUUAAUCUGAACUGAAUAGGAUGAAUGGCUCUGUCUUAUAGAGAAAAAUGAAGUGCCUGGUUGUGUUCUGCUAGAAAGUCCUUGAAAGUUUGUGAACAUUUAAAAGUUUCUGUAUUUUGGCCUAAGACAUAGUCUGAUGAAGUUUUGUCACACAAGUCCUAAAAGUGGGUAAAGCGAUCCAAAUCUGACAGUCAUUUAUUUAUUGAGGAAAAUGAUCCAAUAUUUCUGUCAUCAAUAUCAAGUCGAGAGAUUUUUCUUUUAGUAUCUGGUGAAUUUAUGAACAUUAACCUUAGCCAAUGUGAGAGAGGCCUUUAGUUUCUUAGAAGUUACCCUGGAUUCCUUUUUGUGACCUUGUGACCUCUUACACACCUUGCUCUUGGCGUGAUGGUUGUUGGUGAACCACUCCUCGGGAGGGUAAUAAUAGUCCUGAAAUUCCUCCAUUUGUACACCGUAUGUCUGACUGUGGAUUGGUGGAGUCCAAACUCUUUAGAGAUCUUUAAAGUAACCUUUUCCAGCCCUCAGAAAUCUCCUUUGUGAUGCACUUUCACAAAUGUGUUGUGAACAUCAGAGUUUGAGUUAUUCAUCUUCAAAUUAUUUGAUAAUCCUAAAGGUUCACAUACCUUUUCCCCUUUUUGCCAUGCAUAGGUACUACUGGAUCAUUUUCCUCAAUAAAUAAAUGGUUGUCUAA
This is a messenger RNA of Electrophorus electricus (electric eel), 2852 nucleotides long. RefSeq names its product G patch domain containing 4 (gene gpatch4). Gene Ontology annotation, cellular component: nucleolus. Lineage: Eukaryota; Metazoa; Chordata; Actinopteri; Gymnotiformes; Gymnotidae. The record is from RefSeq and is a predicted model, not a curated record. Gene Ontology annotation, molecular function: nucleic acid binding.